Messenger RNA from Pocillopora verrucosa, 1147 nucleotides. RefSeq lists its product as uncharacterized. Gene Ontology annotation, molecular function: oxidoreductase activity. Lineage: Eukaryota; Metazoa; Cnidaria; Anthozoa; Scleractinia; Pocilloporidae. The record is from RefSeq and is a predicted model, not a curated record.
UAUAAAGAGGUCAGGAUGACAAAGCUUGUGUCGGUGGUAAAGGCACGCUCAUUUAUAGAGCGAUGUAUGACAGCCAUAGGAACAGAUCCCAAACACAGUGUAGCUAUCGCUAAUAUGCUCAUAGAGGCUGAUAUUAGAGGUCAUUUUACUCACGGGCUCUACCGAUUAGAAAUGUAUAUGCGUGACAUUGAGAGUGGCGUCACGCAAGCGAGAGGCGAACCGAGUCUUGAAAAGGAUUUUGCAGCGACUGCGCUGGUGAAUGGUAACAAUCUUCCUGGUGUGGUUGUUGGUAACUUUUGCAUGGAUUUAGCCAUCAAGAAAGCAAAGGAAUAUGGAAUUGGUUGUGUCGUGUGUAAAGGUUCUACGCAUUUUGGUAUAGCUGCUUGGUACAGCGCUCAGGCACUGCAGCAUGGAAUGAUAGGUAUGAGUAUGUCGAACACCUCCCCUGUGGUGGUACCAACCAGGGCAGCCAAGCCAUCCAUUGGAACAAACCCUCUGUCAGUUGCCGCACCAGGGAGGGAAGGCGACAAUUUUCUCCUAGAUAUGGCUACUUCAGCAGUGGCAUUUGGAAAGCUUAGAAUGUGUCGUGUAAAAGGAACUGAAAUGCCUCAAGGAUGGGGUGUCGACUCAAAAGGAUUGGAAACUGUUGAUCCUGUAGAGGCAAUGGACCGGGGUGGACUUUUUCCCUUAGGUGGAGCAGAAAUCACAGGUGGAUAUAAAGGUUUUGGAUUAGCCAUGAUGGUGGAUGUGUUUUGUGGGAUGUUAUCGGGAUCUACGUUUGGAACAAACAUCAAACGCUGGAAAGGAGAAGAAGAACGAGUACAUAAUUUGGGUCAUUGUUUCAUAGCAGUUAACCCUAAAGUAUAUGCUGACGGAUUUGAGGAUCGUAUGCAAGCUUCGAUGGAUCAGUACAGAAAUUUGGAACCGGCGGAGGGUGAGACUGCGGUUUUGGUGGCUGGAGAUCCUGAAAAAGAACACAUGCGCAAAGUUUCUGAAGAUGGAGGCAUUUAUUACCAUGAAAAUGUGCUGAAAUCCAUGGAUAAAAUUGCUGACAGAUUAGGUGUGGCCUACCUACUGAAGCAGUAAAAGCCUUGCUUAAUAUGCAGUAAAAUUCAUUAGUUUAUCGCAAGAUUCAGCGAUGACGUGU